Telopea speciosissima is the source of this 923-nucleotide messenger RNA. RefSeq lists its product as uncharacterized. The transcript has a single exon. The coding region runs from base 1 to 885 and encodes 294 amino acids. NCBI's taxonomy places the organism in Eukaryota, Viridiplantae, Streptophyta, Magnoliopsida, Proteales, Proteaceae. The record is from RefSeq and is a predicted model, not a curated record.
AUGUCCAAGAAAGAAGAAGCAUUAAUGUCUCUCUGUGAUCUUCCAGUCAUCAAGAUAACAAAGGAUGAGAAUGAAUCAAUGGGCGAUCAAAUUCGAGUAUUGGAACCACAAGAAGAAGAAGAAGAAAACGAUUUUGAAUUUGGGUCAUGGAGAGCCGAUUCUCUUCUAAGAGAACCCAACAUGUGCGCCGCCGAAGACGUUUUCUUCCAAGGACAGAUCCUCCCUCUACGACUCUCCGUCUGCUCCGACAGUGGAAUGGCCGGAAUCCGGCAAGAUAGCAGGUGCGUUUCCAGGUCAGAGUCCAUGGACCAUUUUUAUGGUUUCACCGGUAGCAGGAACAGUAGUAUCAAAAGCCAUAACUCAAACUCCUCAUCGACUGGUGGCUCUGUGACUGCCAUUAGGAAGAGCGAGUAUACCCAAAGGCCGAGAGAGCUGGAGUGGAAUCAUUUUCACGCCCACCCCAGCCCAAGACCGCAGAUUUGGCAAACCACUGCUCGGCCAGGAAAUGGUGGUGGUCGGACCCGGAGAUCGACGGCUUGGGGGUUUUUCCGACUGGGUUUAGUACGGACGCCCGAGAUUGAAUUGCAAGAUCUGAAGCUAAAGCUUUUGAAUAGAAAUAUUAAGAGUUGUGAAAGUAGUAGUAGUAGGAACAGCAAAAACAGGGUGAGGAGGGUGUUUGAUGGAUUUAGUGGGUGUAAGUGUUCAGUGAAUAUAGUUGAAACAAUCGCUUCAAGGAUUGCCAUCAUUAAGAAGGUGAGUGGGAAUGGGAGUGGAAGAGAAGAGAAGCAGGUGAAGCAGAGGAAGCAGGGCAUGGCCCACCGUCGAACCUUUGAGUGGUUGAAGCAGCUUUCGUUGGCAGUAGCAGAUCUGCCUCGGGAGGCAUAGAGAGAGUAGCUAGAGAAAGACGCGCAUGCCUUUCUCUC